ACUUCACUUUCCCCAGCCAAAUCCUCGCUCCGCUCCGCCGGGGCUCCGACCGCGCCGCAAAUGGAUCCGGCGGCGGCGCUCUGGGCCAUGGACGAGCUCGUGGAGCAUAUCCUCCUCCGCUGCCCGGCGGACGACCCCGCGCGCCUCGUCCGCGCCGCCCUCGUCUGCAAGCGCUGGUGCCGCAUCCUCGCCGGCGCCGGCUUCCGCCGCCGGUUCCGUGAGCUCCACGGCUCGCCCCCGAUGCUGGGCUUCCUCCACCGCUCGUUCCCGUUCCCACCUCGCGACGGCGCCCAGUGCGGCUUCGCGUCCACCACCUCCUUCCGCGCCACCAACGCCGACCUCGGCGGCCGCCACGCGCUCGACUCCCGCCACGGCCGCGUCCUCAUCGGCCGCCUGCCGAAGGUGGGGGACCACUCGGACAGCCGCCUGGCCGUCUGGGACCCCAUCACGGGCGAGCAGCUGGAGCUGCCCGAGCCGCCGCCGUGCCGCGGGAGGCCCCUGCUCAAUUGGAACGCGGCGGUGCUCUGCGCCUCCAGCCAGGACGGCGCCUGCGACCACCUCGACUGCCACCGUGGGCACUUCCUGGUCGUCGUUGUGGGCACCAACAUUUUGGUGCACUUUGCCAUCGUCUACUCGUCCGAGGAUGGGGCUUGGAGCAAGCCGACCUACGCUUUCCAGCCAGAUGACACUAUUGUCCAUUUGGAGGAGUCGGAGCCCAGUAUCCUCGCCGGUAAUGCACUCUACUUCAUAUCUGCGAAUGAGACGGACUUGCGCAGCAGGAUCCUCAAGUACGACCUGGGCACAUCGAUGUUCGACACGAUCCGCCUGCCGCCUAGCACCUCUCGCUAUAGGAAGAGUGUUAUGCUCACAGCUACAGAGAACGGUGGGUUGGGAUGUGGCAUAGUGGAGCAUUCAAGACUCUGCUUGUGGUCGAGGGUGGCUGGUCGUCCUAACGAGCAUUGGGUAUGGGCGCAAACCAGAGUCAUUGAGCUGGAGAAGAUCAUCCCUGAUGAUGACAUCUUGAUGUCAUAUCAUCUUGCUGGCUAUGCACAUGGCCUUGAUGUCCUUUUCAUAAUGAGGUUUGAUGGGUUAUUCAGUGUUGAUCUAAAGUCUGGCCGAAUGAAGAGGGUGUGCAGGCGCGAAGGCAUCUACGGUGUCGUUCCCUACAUGAGCUUCUGCACUCCAGCACUGAGAGUGAUCUCUACGGGGGAGGGACCAAGUGCGGGAGUGUCAAGUGCAUGAAGAACUCUGGUUUCUAGCGAAAGGUAUUCUAAAUAAAAAAAAGUGCCUAAUGUUGAUCAUAGAUGACAUAUUUGGUCUUUGUUGUGGACAGAAAUAUUUUAUGAUCCAUCUUUUUGCUGCUGCUCUAUUCAUAUUUUCAUGUUCUUAGUAGUUUCUAGUCUCUCUCAUAUGCUCAUGGAUGUAAGGCUAGAAGCUGUCUGGUUGGUGUGUGAAGCUUCUUGGGUGCUUCUGUAAGGUGGUAACCUCAGCAGGAUCUUCUCUGUUGUUCUUGAAAUUUGGCUUGCAAUCUGAGUUAGAA
Setaria italica (foxtail millet) is the source of this 1540-nucleotide messenger RNA. RefSeq lists its product as uncharacterized. NCBI's taxonomy places the organism in Eukaryota, Viridiplantae, Streptophyta, Magnoliopsida, Poales, Poaceae. The coding region runs from base 61 to 1242 and encodes 393 amino acids. The transcript is spliced from 2 exons. Gene Ontology annotation, molecular function: protein binding. The record is from RefSeq and is a predicted model, not a curated record.